Molecule: messenger RNA, 648 nt
Organism: Capsaspora owczarzaki ATCC 30864
Lineage: Eukaryota; Filasterea; Ministeriida; Capsasporidae
Exons: 5
Coding region: 23-610 (195 amino acids)
Biological process (GO): translation
Cellular component (GO): ribosome
Molecular function (GO): structural constituent of ribosome
Source: RefSeq, a predicted model, not a curated record
AUUUCCUCUUGGCUGAACAAUUAUGAGCGCUUUGGCACGGCAACUCGUUCGCACACCCGCGCUCUUUGCACGAUUGUCACACAGCCAACCUUCCACCGCCGUCUCGGCCGUCGCUGCUGUUCGCGCGUAUUCCACGGUCCCCGUGCCUUCGCCCCCAGGGACUGAGAAGCCCGUUUCGCCCAAAGUCGCUGCGCUCGCAGACUCGAUCGUUGGUCUCUCUCUGCUCGAAUCUGCAGAGCUCGCUGGCCUGCUGAAGACUCGCCUGAACAUUAAGGACGCGCCAGUGUUUGCCGCUUCCGCCGCCCCAGCAGCUGCCGCUGCUCCCGCUGCUGCCGCCGCUGCUCCUGCUGCUGCCGCUGCUGCCGCUCCUGCUGCUGCCGCCGCUGCCGAAAAGAAGGAGUUCUCCGUCAAGCUGGCUGCUUUCGACGAGAAGAAGAAGGUCAGCAUCAUCAAGGAAGUCAAGAACUUUAUGCCUGCAAUGAACUUGGUCCAGGCCAAGAAGUUUGUCGAGUCCGCCCCACAAAUGAUCAAGGAGAACGCCACCAAGGAGGAGGCCGAGAAGAUGAAGAAGGUUCUCGAGGAGGCCGGCGCCACCGUUGUUGUUGAAUAAAAAAAAAAAAAAAAGUACAAUAAAACUGUAAAACCAAG